Molecule: messenger RNA, 1885 nt
Organism: Saprolegnia parasitica CBS 223.65
Lineage: Eukaryota; Oomycota; Saprolegniomycetes; Saprolegniales; Saprolegniaceae
Exons: 4
Coding region: 25-1851 (608 amino acids)
Molecular function (GO): protein binding
Source: RefSeq, a predicted model, not a curated record
UUGGCGCGCCCAGCCUCCGCGUCCAUGGCAGCGACCUUCGCCAGCACCAUCCUUGAGCAGCCCGCGAUCGCGUCGCUGGUGUUUGAGUUUCAGUUUGGCGUCUAUGAAGACGUGCGUCCGGCUUUCCGCGCCUGCAACGAGCUCAUUGAGUUUGAGGCCAGCCGGCGCAACUAUGAGUGCGACGCGUCGUUUGGCCAAGCGUUUGCGCCCACCACCAAGUGGUAUUCCGAUCUCACAGACCCCGUUCCCUCUUCAGCGUUCGCUCUAAACAAGUGGCCCCGAAAUGACCGCCUCCCGCUGCACGUGGCCAUUUACCUCGACGCCAUCAUCCUGGCCUUUUUGCAAAGCCAUCUCGAGAUAGUCGAGUUUCUGCUCGACGAGCGUGAGAACACGCCCGAGCUCUUUGAACGCGUCAAUUUCGAAAAUUACUCGGGCUGUUUUGUGGGGCACUCGAUUCGGCGCUUCCCGGGUCCGUUUCUGGAUACGCUCUUGGCACGCAAGGACUCCAAAGGCGUGACGUUGCUGCAGCGCUUUGGCCCGAGUCCCGACGACUUUCCGGGGCCUCAAGACCUCUACAUCGACUACACGCCCGAAAAAGUCCGCCAAGUGGCCAUCGAGGCGGCGACGCUUGAGAAUGCGACACUCGCACUCGACCUCUUUCCGUGGCUCCACUACCCCAGUCUCUUGGACGAUAUGGCGGGCCGAGGAUUCUUGCCGCUCGUACGCUCGCUCCAUGAACGUGGCUUCAAGUGCUCGACGAACGCCAUGGACAAGGCGGCGGCCAAUGGCCACUUGGAGGCAAUCGAACAUGGGCACCUCAAUGUCGUACGAUUUCUCAUCGAACACCGCACCGAAGGCGCGUCGGAUCGCUCGCUCGAUCAUGCUGCUGGCCGCGGCCACCUCGAGGUCCUCCAGUACCUCCACAGUCUCGGCUCGUUUCGUUGGUCCGGCUCUGCCGUCGAGAUGGCGUGCGCGCGCGGCCAUUUGAAUCUCGUCAAGUUUCUCAUGACCAACGAAACCGAAGACGGGGCGUCCUACUACAUGUUUCGAAACGCGUUCAAAUACGGGCAUCUCGCAACGGUCAAGUACCUCCUCUCGCGCGGGCAUGAAUGCGUCACCGCAAAGAUGCAUUGGGACCUGAGCGCUUUCCGCAAGCCCAAGAUUAUCAAGGUCCUCCAACUCUUCUUGGACGUUGACGGCCCCCGCGACGCCAAGUGGAUGAAAGAAGCCUGCGCCACCAACAACGUACCCCUCACUCGCUUUCUUCACGAGCUCGCAGGCGACCGCUGCCACCGCUCGGCGCUCGGAGACGCCAUUGCGCACGAGGCGUGGGACGUGGUACACUACCUCAUGGCGCACUCGACGGCGAACGUCCCAAUCGAAGCGCUCAAGCAGCUGCUGAGCUGUGGUCAAUUUGAUAUCGCGACGCAAAUUCUGGGCCGUCAACGCAAGUUUCGCAAGGACGACAGUCCUCUGGAGUGGUCGUCGACCUACCACUACACCGAGGCGACGCGCUACCUCCUCGGUGCCGGCAUUGGCAAGCCGCGCGAGUGCCUCGUCAAGAUCGCAGGCCGUCGACAGCACGUGACUGCGAGCAAGCUCUUGCUGCCGCACUGCAUGGACGCAGCCAAGUAUCUCGACAACGUCACCUUUCUUCUCGAUCUCGUCGCACUGCCCGAUCGCCAUCACAAGGCGACACUCCACUUGAUCACGUCCGAGCUGCUGAACCAAGGACGGAAGGCCAGCCAAAAGAUCCAACUUUCGCCCAGUUUGACAGCCCGCGCGUCAACUCUACUCGAAGCGGGAGAGUUUGUCGACUGGUCGUUGGCCCUUGUCAUUGGGCACAACUGAUGCAACAACUACCACCAAACAACUCCAGACAAAG